Messenger RNA from Calypte anna (Anna's hummingbird), 1455 nucleotides. It is a transcript of the gene RUNDC3B, whose product is annotated as RUN domain containing 3B. The coding region runs from base 109 to 1455 and encodes 448 amino acids. NCBI's taxonomy places the organism in Eukaryota, Metazoa, Chordata, Aves, Apodiformes, Trochilidae. The record is from RefSeq and is a predicted model, not a curated record. The transcript has 11 exons.
CCGCCUCCUCCGCGUGCGGCGGCGGCAGGCGCAGCAUCCCUGAGACCGGGAGGCCGGGAACAAAGGCUUCGCGCCAGCUCCGGCGGUAUCACUUUGUCCCCAGCGGGGAUGGCGUCCCUCGGCUUAGGGGGGCUCAACGUCUCCCUCCGCAGGAAGAGCGUCUCGUCGCGCAACGCCGCGGUGGAAAGGCGGAACUUGAUUACGGUCUGCAGGUUUUCAGUCAAGACUCUGAUUGACCGUUCCUGUUUUGAGACUGUAGAUGACAAUUCCCCUGAAUUUAAUAAUUUUGCAGCAGUUCUAGAACAGAUUCUAAGUCAUCGGCUGAAAGGUCAGAUCACCUGGUUUGGCUAUGAAAGUCCUCGUAGUUUCUGGGACUACAUUCGAGUAGCUUGCCGAAAAGUCUCUCACAAUUGCAUCUGCAGUAUUGAGAACAUGGAGAAUGUCCCUUCUUCUAGAGCUAAGGGUCGAGCCUGGAUCAGAGUAGCACUUAUGGAAAAGCAUUUGUCUGAAUAUAUUUCCACAGCUCUGAGAGACGUCAAAACAACCAGGAGAUUUUAUGAAGAUGGAGCAGUUGUUCUUGGUGAAGAAGCAAAUAUGCUUGCUGGUAUGCUGUUGGGACUCAAUGCAAUUGAUUUCAGUUUUUGUCUGAAGGGUGAGAGACUGGAUGGCAGCUAUCCAGCUGUCAUAGAUUAUACGCCAUAUUUGAAGUUCAUCCCAAGUUCUGACAGCAUCAGCAGUGAUGAAGAAGAGCUAAGAACGCUGGGCAGUAGUAGCAGUGAAGGCAGCACUCCAGAGAACAUUGGCCCUCCUUUCAUCACAGAUGAAAACAGUUGGUACAACAAAUGCAAAAGGGUAGAACAGAAGUAUCGGCUUGCAUUGGAACAGAAGGGUUAUCUUGAAGAAUUGGUACAACUCAGAGAAAACCAGCUAUCUGAAUCUGUCUCACAGAAUAAACUGAUGUUACAAAGAAUUGAAGAUAUGGAUCUAGCCCAUAAAAUGGAGAAGGAACAGCUGGAAUAUAUCAUUGUGGAACUGCAAGACCAGUUGACUGUGUUAAAGAAUAAUGACUUGAGAUCAAGGCAAGAAUUAACUACUCACCUCACCAAUCAGUGGCCUUCCCCAGGAGCUCUGGAUGUCAAUGCUGUUGCCUUGGACACUCUGCUCUACAGAAAGCACAAUCAACAAUGGGAUGAAAAAAGUUUUCAAAGUCUGGAUCAACUGUCAGCAGAAGUUAGUCUUUCCCAGUCCUCUCUGGAUCCAGGUCACUCCCAGGAUGGGAAGCAGGAUGGAAUGAAUUUGUUAAAUGAAGGGAAAGAAGACACUCCAUCAUUGCUUGGUCUUUGUGGCUCUCUGACUUCAGUAGCAAGCUACAAAUCUCUCACAAGUCUGAAAUCAAGUGAAUAUCUUGCAAGUCCCACAACAGAGAUGACAAGUCCAGGCUUAACACCAUCUUGA